Chelmon rostratus (copperband butterflyfish) is the source of this 1313-nucleotide messenger RNA. RefSeq names its product actin-related protein 2/3 complex subunit 5-A-like. Gene Ontology annotation, biological process: Arp2/3 complex-mediated actin nucleation; regulation of actin filament polymerization; cell migration. The record is from RefSeq and is a predicted model, not a curated record. Lineage: Eukaryota; Metazoa; Chordata; Actinopteri; Chaetodontiformes; Chaetodontidae. Bases 113 to 565 code for a protein of 150 amino acids. Gene Ontology annotation, molecular function: actin filament binding. Gene Ontology annotation, cellular component: Arp2/3 protein complex; actin cytoskeleton; cytoplasm. The transcript is spliced from 4 exons.
AAGUCAGGAAGUGAGGAAGUGGUAACACUGGUAACUGGACAGUACAGCUGCUAGUAUCUGCUGUCCAUAACCCUCGGUUUUGUGUGGAACAGUCUUUACUAUCGUGUCCAGAAUGUCUAAAAAUACAGUUUCCGACCGCUUUAGAAAAGUAGACGUUGACGAAUACGACGAGAACAAGUUUGUGGACGAGGAAGACGGAGGAGAGAACCAGAGUGGUCCGGACGAAGCAGAGGUGGACGGUUUGCUCAGGCAGGGGAACAUGAGUGGAGCUCUCCAUGCCGUGCUGAAGAAUCCUCCAAUCAACACCAAGAAUCAGAAUGCCAAGGAGCGAGCGGAGCAGCUGGUGGUCAAAGUGCUGAGCAGUUUUAAGAGCAGUGACAUAGAGAAGGCCGUGGGCUCGCUGGACAAAGCUGGAGUGGACCUGCUGAUGAAAUACAUCUACAGAGGCUUUGAGAAGCCCUCUGACAACAGCAGCGCUGUGCUGCUGCAGUGGCAUGAAAAGGCUCUGGCAGUGGGAGGAGUGGGCUCUAUAGUUAGAGUCCUGACUGCCAGGAAGACCGUCUGAUCGUCCCAGAACCCAGAACCCACAGAGUCCAUCUGUUAAGACGAUACAGUCAAUAAUCUGGCCAAACACGAGACCACCGGAGCUGAGUACAGGGACAAGCCUCUUCUUUUUCUGUUUUUGGACAUGACUACCGUUUAUUUUUCUACUGAAGCUGAGCAUCUCUCUGAUGCACUUCUUUCCUCUCUUUCUUUCGGUAUUCACCACUUUCAGUCACCCCUCUGGGAUUCAGAAGUGCUGGCAGUCAGGCAGGUAGGUGCUGGCACCUCAAAAUGACUGUGCCUGCCAGCCAUGCAGAGAGAACAGACCCAUUUCAGACGCCUCACUUGGACACAUUCUCUCCCAAACAGCUCUCCACGCUGCUUUCAAACUGCUUCACAGCUGCUCUGAUGCCUCUGCUGGCUCACUGCAACGCCUCUCUCUCUGCUCCACUUCUCUCCUCCUCCUCCGUCUUCUCCGAAGCCUCUGAGUCAUCCAGGUUGAGGAAAUGGAAAAGAUUGCUGGUGGAUGGACUGUCAUAGACUGAUGACCUGUCCAGGCUGUUUCCCUGCCUUUUGCCCAGUGCAUGCUGGGAUUGGAGUUCUUUUUCCCCUUAUCAUUCUAACUUUGUGAACAUCUUUUGUUCAUUUUCUAUUUUUUUUCUACUUACACAUUGCUGUGUGCAACUUGGCUUUCAGGUUAUGCUGCUUAUAUUGUUUUUUUAUAUAUCUGAGAUGAACAACAAAAAUAAAGUGCUGAACCUGAACACCGA